Messenger RNA from Miniopterus natalensis, 2058 nucleotides. RefSeq names its product fibrous sheath CABYR binding protein (gene FSCB). Gene Ontology annotation, biological process: negative regulation of protein sumoylation. Gene Ontology annotation, cellular component: sperm principal piece; sperm fibrous sheath. NCBI's taxonomy places the organism in Eukaryota, Metazoa, Chordata, Mammalia, Chiroptera, Miniopteridae. The record is from RefSeq and is a predicted model, not a curated record. Gene Ontology annotation, molecular function: calcium ion binding.
AUGGUAGACAAAUCCCAACAGACUGAAGUGACAGAGAAAAAGAAACACUUACCCAUACCACAAUCAUGUGGUCCCAAAGCUACCCAUAAUAUUAGUAGUAUUCCUGGAAGCAAAGUCAACUAUGAAUCUCUUAAAGUAUCUUCUCAGCUUCAGCAAACUUGGACAAAGAGGAAGCAUGUGCAAGAUAAGACUGAUAAAUCUUUGCAGACAGACCCUCCUGAAGAAGAGAAGAAAGGAAUCAAGCCCGUUGGUGCAGCAGUGGUGCCUGAAGAAAAGCCAGCUGCUGUUGAAGAAGCAGUUCCUGAAUUUCCAGAGAGUGUUCAUGAAGUAGAAAUUCCACCAAGCAAACACUCAGCUCAACUCAAAUUAGACAAACCUGAGCAAACCAGUAGUGUUGGAGACAGGACAAUGAUGAAUAUUCCUCAAAUGGAAAAAGCAGACAAAGAACAGCAGAGACACUUAGGUGAAUCAGAAAUGGUUAUUGGUAGGCCAAGUUCUUUUUCAAAGUCAAAAGAGGGUGUGCAGAAACAUAAAUCCGCAGGGAAUAUUUUCAUUACUGAACAUCCUGAAUUUAAACCCCAUACAAGUAGCAAUGAAGAAAUUGGGCAGAAAAGUAUCAACAGAUCUUCAUUUAAUCAACAAAUGAAAAAAGGUACUCCAGUACUUUUAGAUGAGCACGACUUUCCAAUUGAAGUACAGCCUCCCAGGGUAGAAAAGAUCUCUGCUGAAGUGAAACCUCCACCAGCUGAGAAGGCUACUGCAGAAAACGCCCCUGAUAAACUUCAGUCUCCAACAGCUGAGGAAGCUUCUGCAGAAAAGGCCCCUGCUAAAGUAGAGCCUACUCCUGCUGAAGAGGCUCUUUCAGAAGAACCUCCCUCUGAAGUUCAGCCUCCAAUAGCUGAAAAGGCUCCUGUUGAAAUACAGCCUUCCACAGUUGAAGAAGCUUCUACAGAGGAGGCCCCUGAUGAAGUUCAGUCUCUACCAGCUGAGGAAGUCCCUGCAGAAGUCUCUGCUAAACUAGCACCUAGUCCUGCUGAAGAAGCUCUUUCAAAAGAGUCUUCUGUUGCUGUUGAGCCUCUAUCAACUGAAGAGGCUCCUACACAAGAAGUGACAGAAUUUCAAUUUCUGCUACCUGUCAGGGCCCCUGCAGAACAGUUCCCAUCUAAACUUCAGCUUCAAUCAGCUGUGGAGUCUCCUUCGGAGGAGACCACAGCAGGAGAGGCCCCUGUUGAAGGUGAAUCUCCAGUAGCUGAGGAGGCCCCUGCAGAAGAGGCACCAACUAAACUACAGCCUUCACCAGCUGAGGAGGCCUCUGCGAAAGAGACCCCAGCUGAAGUUCAGUCUCCACCAGCUGAGGAGUUCCCUGAAAAAGAGACCCCAGCUGAAGUUCAGUCUCCACCAGUUGAGGAGUUCCCUGAAGAAGAGGCCCCAGCCAAAGUACAGCCUCCACCAGCUGAGGAGUUCCCUGUGGAAGAGGCCCCAGCUAAAGUACAGCCUCCACCAGCUGAGGAGUUCCCUGUGGAAGAGGCCCCAGCUAAAGUACAGUCUCCACCAGCUGAGGAGUUCCCUGUGGAAGAGGCCCCAGCUAAAGUACAGUCUCCACCAGCUGAGGAGUUCCCUGCAGAAGAGGCCCCAGCUAAAGUACAGUCUCCACCAGCUGAGGAGUUCCCCGUGGAAGAGGCCCCAGCUAAAGUACAGUCUCCACCAGCUGAGGAGACUUCUGCACAGGAGGUCCCUGCUGAAUUUCAGCUUACAUCAUCUGAAGAAACUACUUCAGAAAUGAUCCCUUUUGACAAACAGCAUCCAUCAUCUGAAGAGUCCACAAUUCCACUUAUCUCUAUAAAAUACUCUACUGAAGAAUUUCAGCUUCCACUAUCUGAACAAACCCCUGCAGAUGAGGCUCUGGUAGAGAAUGUGUCUACUGAAUAUCAAUCUUCCAGGAAAACAGAUGUUUCAGUGGUAAAAUCAGAAUUACUGACUUUAAAAGAUAAGCCAAAAUCUGAAGCACCUUUAGUAUUGGAUUCUGUUUCUGAAGAGUUGUCUAAUAUCAAGAAAUAA